Molecule: messenger RNA, 2746 nt
Organism: Oryza sativa Japonica Group (Japanese rice)
Lineage: Eukaryota; Viridiplantae; Streptophyta; Magnoliopsida; Poales; Poaceae
Source: RefSeq, a predicted model, not a curated record
GUAAAGUUGUUGGACUCCGACCCGGGUACUACAAGGAUUUAUCUUCCCGUAUCCCACAUAGACUCACUAAUUUCUACUUGGAGAACAUGUUGCCUAACUGUAUAAAUACAACAUCCCGCAAGAGGGGAGGGCAUCAGAUAGCAAGCGAUAGCCACGAGGCACAUCGAAGAUCAACCAUGAGCAAGCCUACAGUUAACCUUCGACUCCAAGUCGACAAGUCGUCCUAUUAGUUCUCGACGAAUACUAGUUGAAGGCUAAUGUAAUCGACCAAAGUAUAUGAUAUCGUCACUUUUGUAGUGGGUUCAGCUGAGUGAGCUCAGUAAGAAGACCUUAAUUUCAGUUAGCACUGAAGAUAGGGGAAAUAAAACCUAAACAAAAUCUCCUAACUGAAGAAGAUGCAUGGAACAUGCAUGCAAAAGACAAGGACUUUUGUACUGAGAACCUGAGAUAUUUUUUUUGCAUCUCAAUUACCACCAGAAACGUGACGAUUUCUGGACGGCGAUGGUCACCUCACGGCUCUGUUCAUGGCUGGCUGAUGUAGUGUAUUAUGUAUAGAUAGUUUAGCGUAGUGUGACAGGCACGUCCCACUCUGCAAAUCUUGAAUUUAGUUGCGCCGGUUACGCAAUGUUUGCGUGAUGUUAUGUGCCAUUGAAAUUUUUCUUUUUCUUUUCCUUUUCUUGUAGGGAAAAUAACUGGCCGUCCAUAUAUAUAAAAGUGAGCCAUGUGAAAGAACGGCCCAGAGUAGACAACUCGCUAUCAAGAAGCGAACGCAACGACGGAAAAUUCCAAACGGAAAGCUCAGCCAAAAUACAUGUUUGUUUGUUCUUUUCCCAGGACUUCUAGCUAAAUUGCUGGAUUGUUGUCUCUGGAAAAAAAAAAGAGCUAUCGCCGUAGGGUCGAGGAUUAUCUAUUUUAUCAGUUAUAAAUUAAAAUAUUUGGGAGAUAAACAGAACAGGUAGCUUGGAACAAGUGGUCCCAACAAUGCUGAAGAAAGUUUCUCUGAAACAUAUUUUUCUGAGGGGAGAGAAUAUAUAGAGGUAUACUUCGUCUUAUAAAAACCUACUCUUGUACUGAUAUAACACUGUUGGUUGAUUUUAUCGACUUGUGCCGAUAAGGGUUAGAAGGGGAUCUAAACCACCGGUUUCCUUAUCCUAACAAGAAACAAACUAAAAGAUAAAUUCGUUUUUUUAUGUGAUCGGUACAGAAAACGAAUUCUAAACUAUUUGAGAUAACCCCCGAGCCCCACCAGUGUCGCCUAUAUAAAUAAAGAGAAGGAAGGAGGCAGAUGACGACCGAACUCUCUCUCUCUAAUCUCAAACCCUAAAUUAAUCGCCCGAUCGAUCUAGACACUGGAAGGGGUUCGUGAGGCAUCUCUAGAAGAAGAAAGAAGAACAGCAAUGGCUUCAAACACAGCAUUAGGACAGCUUAAGGCUAUUCAGCUUCUUGAUGGAUCAAAUUAUGUUGAAUGGAGAAAUAAUGUGCUUAUUAACUUAGCCAUGUUGGAUUAUGACUUAGCCAUAAGAGAGGAUCCUCCCGAGGAACCUCAACCGGCUGAAGAACUCAAUAUAAUUGGGGAAGAAUAUGAUAAUCUCAUAUGGGCCUACAAUAAGAAGUUAGCCAACUGGGAGAAGUCCAACAGAAUGUGCUUAACUUAUGUCAAGGGUGCCAUCUCUCCAGAAGUUAUUGGAGGAAUCAUUGACUCUAAUGACAUUAAAACGUAUCUGGCAAACAUUGAAGAAAGUUUUGAAUUUGCACCUGAGACUUAUGCCAAUACGCUUGUAAAUGAGAUGAUCACUAGUCAUUACGAUGGCAAAAGUGGUAUAAGGAAGCACAUCCUUGAGAUGACUCAUAUGGCAAAUCAACUCAGAUCCAUGGAUAUGAAAAUAUCUGAUGGAUUUUUAGUGCACAUCAUCAUGAGAUCUCUUGGUCCUAACUAUGAUCCAUUCAAAAUAAAAUAUAACACUCAAAAAGAGGAGUGGACCAUACAAGAAUUGAUCUUACACUCUGUGGAAGAGGAAGAGCGCCAGAAAGCUGAAAAGCAGAAGAUUAAAGACCGGCUCAACCUCACUAAUGCCUUUGAUAAAGGCAAAAAAGGUCUAUCAAGGGGAAUCCUCUAAUAAGAAUAGCGAGCCAGAGGGUGAGCAGAAGCAAGAAGGGAUCAAGGCCUCCACUUUAGCUGUUCCUUUAAGUACAAGUCCCUACUGCCACUUCUGUGCAUCAUAUGGACAUUGGCAGAGAAAUUGCACACGCUUCACAGCGUGGUUAGUCAAGAAAGGAAACUCGCACCGUCCAAACGGUAGCAAAGAAGGGAGUGAACACUCAGAGUAACUGAUGGAGUGAAGAUGAAAGUGAAGGGUUGUUGGAGACCUCACACUUAGUUUCUCCAGCAGUUGCAAUAAUGUCUCAUUUGUUCACUCUAUUAAGAGAAACUUUACUAGUUUAAUUAUUUAAAGUCAUGUGAGAAACGGGUCAUGUCCGUUAUUUUUCCAAAUAGAACAUGAUAUAUUAAGUGUGAUAAUAAAGUGAUUGGUCUUGUCCUUGUGCACGACAGUCAUAUUUGUUCUUUUGGAUGAUCAUGUGACUAUUAUAAUAAUUGCCUGUAAGGAUAAAAGAUGAGACGUCAUUGAAAUUGUGACAUUGUAAUUGAUGUCACAUUUCUAGGGGAGGUUAGAACGUCUCAUAAGUUGGAGAUAUUCUUUCCCUUGGAUUGAUUUUAGUGAUGUUAUUUAAGCUUUAAGGGAAGAUU